Molecule: messenger RNA, 4387 nt
Organism: Motacilla alba alba
Lineage: Eukaryota; Metazoa; Chordata; Aves; Passeriformes; Motacillidae
Gene: FBXO38
Product: F-box protein 38
Exons: 22
Coding region: 401-3928 (1175 amino acids)
Biological process (GO): SCF-dependent proteasomal ubiquitin-dependent protein catabolic process; protein K48-linked ubiquitination
Cellular component (GO): cytoplasm; nucleus
Molecular function (GO): protein binding
Source: RefSeq, a predicted model, not a curated record
GGCCGGCGGGGCGGCGGGGCGGGGAGCCGGAGGCUGCCGCCGCCUCCCGGCCCCGCGGCUCGGGCCGGCCCCCGCUGUCACAGGCCCCGAGGGCCCCCCCGGGAGUGAACGGCGGUGACGGGGCUGCGGGGAAACCUGUUUUUCCUUGGCUUAUCUCUUAAAUCGCCGCGUCCUGGCGUUUCCCCCGCUCCCGGAGCGCCUCUCCGUAGCGGCGCUUGCCAGGCCGGCCCUGGCUGCUGUCGCCGCGGUUUUCCUCGUCUUUCGCUGCUGCGGAGUCUCCCCGUGGUUCUUUAGGCUUUCUAAGGUCCGUGGUGUGGUUACUCAUCGGGAACAGAGCACGUCGAGCUGUUGUUUCGUGCGACGUUCAUUGUUGGGAAUAAAUGGAGAGCUCGCAGCAGAGAUGGGGCCCCGGCGGAAAACCGUGAAAGCAGCGAGCAGGGAAGGGGCAGAGUCUACCAAAGCUGAGGAGCCAAAAGAUUACAUGAACCAACUCUCUCAUGAAGUGCUUUGCCACAUCUUUAGGUACCUGCCCUUGCAGGACAUCAUGUGCAUGGAGUGCCUGUCCCGGAAGCUGAAGGAGGCGGUGACGCUGUACCUGCGCGUGGUCAAGGUGGUGGAUCUGUGUGCGGGGCGUUGGUGGGAGUACAUGCCCACAGGUUUCACUGAUUCCAGCUUCCUAACGCUGCUGAGGAAGAUGCCAGACAUUGAACAACUUUAUGGUCUUCAUCCCAGGUAUCUGGAAAGGCGCCGAGUCCGUGGCCACGAAGCUUUCAGCAUUCCUGGAGUUUUAGAGGCUUUGCAGGCCUGUCCAAAUUUGCUGGGUGUUGAGACCUCUCAUUUAGAGCUGGUGGAAGCUAUUUGGACAUACAUGCCCCAAGUCCACAUUUUAGGGAAGUUUCGUAAUCGUAAUGGUGCUUUUCCAAUUCCUCCUGAGAACAAGCUGAAAAUUCCUAUAGGAGCUAAAAUUCAGACUUUGCACUUAGUAGGGGUGAAUGUCCCUGAGAUUCCUUGUAUCCCAAUGCUGAGGCACCUUUAUUUGAAGUGGGUGAGACUCACCAAACCACAGCCUUUUAAAGAUUUCCUUUGUAUCAGCUUGCGUGCUUUUGUCAUGAGGAACUGUGCUGGACCCACAAACUCUCUGAAGUAUGUUCCCCUGGUGACAGGCCUGGCUUCUGCCAGGAAUCUGGAGCACUUGGAGCUGGUCCGUGUUCCGUUUCUUGGAGGACUUAUCCAGCACGUGGUAGAAGACAGCUGGAGAUCCGGUGGUUUUAGGAAUUUGCACACUAUAGUUCUGGGAGCUUGCAAGAAUGCACUUGAAGUGGAUCUUGGCUACCUCAUCAUAACUGCUGCACGAAGGUUGCACGAAGUGCGGAUCCAGCCUUCCUUGACCAAAGAUGGUGUUUUUUCUGCUUUGAAGAUGGCUGAACUGGAAUUCCCACAGUUUGAAACUCUUCACCUAGGCUACGUUGAUGAGUUUUUACUACAGUGUAAAAUGACGAGUACGGACUUGGUGAGGUACGGCUUGGCUGAUGUGGUUGAAAACCCAGGAAUUAUUACAGAUAUUGGUAUGAAAGCUGUAAAUGAAGUUUUUUCUUUCAUCAAGUAUCUGGUCAUUUACAACUGCCCACAUCUACAUAACCCAAAUAAUUGGAUCACAGACCACUCGAGGUGGACGCGCCUGGUUGACCUGACCCUGGUGAGGUGCCAUGCCAUCAAGCUGGACUCUUUCAGUCAGUUCAUCGAGUUACUGCCAAGCUUGGAGUUCAUUUCUCUGGACCAGAUGUUCAGAGAGCCUCCAAAGGGCUGUGCUCGUGUGGGCCUAAGUGCAGGCACAGGAAUUGGGGUCUCCUCUGCCCUGGUGAGCAAUCAGAACUCCAACAAUGACAAUGACAACAACAACAACCACCAGAACAACAACAACAACAACCCCAACAUGCACCACAACAACCACCAGCACCCCAACGAGCAGAACGAGAACGAGCUGCGCCAGGAGGGCCCCGCUGAGGAGCAGCAGAUUGGGGCUGAGGCCCUGAAUGAGAUGGAGGAGGUGGCACAGGAGGAAGGGGAGGCUGCUGGGCAGGGCCAGGACGAGCUGCCAGCUCCCAGCCAGGCUGUUGUUCCCAUGGAGGUGGAUGAGGAGCAAGCAGGACCGAGUGGCAUUCAACCUGCUGUAAAAGCAGCUCCUAUUACCAUCCAUGAUUCAGACAGUGAGGAUGAGGAGGAAAACAUGGGCACUUCCAGAGCCUGCGCCUCCAACAGCAUUGCACAGAGUUACUCAGAUGGGGAAGAGAAGAGCAGGGAUCCAGUGGAAACCAGAGAGCCUUCAGUGAGCGGCAAAGGCAAGACCCCCCUGCGGAAGAGAUGCAGCACCAGCCACGGGGGCCAGGCCAAGCAGUUCCCCGUGGAGGAGAGCAGCUGUGAGAAGGGCUGCCAGGUGACCAGCGAGCAGAUCAAAGCCGACAUGAAAGCAGCCAGUGACAUGCCCGACAGGAGCAAGAGCAAGGAUUCCUACGGCGGCUGCGGCAACGCGCCGGGAUCCACGGCAGCGUCCGGCUCCUGCAGCUCGGCUUCCCCCAGCCCUGACUGUGCCCAGGCAGCCCAGAGCCACUCUGCUGGCACCAGCCCAGCGGCUGGAGAGGAGUGCAGGCAGUGUGGCUGCUCUCCCUGCAGGAGGGAUGGCUGCAGCGAGAGGGAGCCCGAGGAGAGCUCCGUUUGCUCCCGCUGCUGCUCCCGGGCACGGCACAGGACCGGCGGGGGGUGGGAUGGGGAGAGCCCCUCCACCAGUGGGGCCUGCAGGGACGGGCCAGACUUUGCACUUAGGACGCUGCCAGACUGUGGGGCUGCGGGAGAGCCUGGCCAUGACAGGACUAGUGGGAGUGCCUGUGGGGCUGGCAGCCAGGAGCAGAGCACGCAGCCCCCGGGCUGGCAGCUGGACUGCAAGGAGGAGUACCCACGGAGACCCCUGACCAGGGCCAGGAGCAGGCUGUCCCACGUGCCUCUGGUGUCAGAGCCAGAAGUAGCAAAGCCAAAGCCACGGCAAACCACCAAGAGGAAAAGGACAGCUGACAAAUCCACCAGCACCAGUGACCCUGUGAUUGAGGAUGAUCAUGUUCAGGUACUGACUUUGAAAUCCAAAAACCUUGUAGGAAUCACAUUGACCAACUGUGGAAUAACAGAUUUGGUGCUGAAAGACUGCCCCAAAAUGAUGUUCAUCCAUGCUACCAGGUGCCGUGUGCUGAAGCACCUGAAGGUGGAAAAUGCCCCCGUAGUGAAUCGCUUUGACUACGCCCAGUGCAAGAAGCUGAACAUGGAUCAGGUGCUGGAUCAGAUCCUCAGGAUGCCCCCGGAGAGGAACAGGAUCAUCUACCUUCGUCCCAUGCAGCAGGUGGACACGCUGACUCUGGAGCAGAAGAUCUUCAGUGGCCCCUACCCCUACCACAUCUGCAUCAUCCACGAGUUCAGCAACCCGCCCAACGUCCGCAACAAGGUGCGGGUGAGGAGCUGGAUGGACACCAUAGCCAACAUCAACCAAGAGCUGAUUAAAUACGAGUUCUUCCCUGAGGCCACCAGGACUGAGGAGGACCUGAAGAAAUACCCCAAGUACCCCUGGGGCAGAGACAUCUACACCCUGGAAGGCAUUGUGGAUGGUGCUCCUUACUCCAUGAUCACUGACUUCCCCUGGCUGAGGUCCCUGAGGACAGCAGAGCCCAACAGCUACGCCAGAUACGACUUUGAGGACGAUGAGAGGACCACCAUCUACGCCCCGAGGAGGAAGGGGCAGCUCUCAGCUGACAUCUGCAUGGAGACCAUCGGCGAGGAGAUCUCGGAGCUGCGCCAGGUCAGGAAGGGCGUGUUCCAGAGGGUCGUGGCCAUCUUCAUCCACUACUGCGACGUCAACGGGGAGCCCGUGGAGGAUGACUACAUCUGAGGGGUGUCCCCAGCCUGCCCUCCCUCCCCCUGGCACUGCUGGCCAAGAAAAAGCAGGAUUUUUUUUUUCCCAAAUGCAAAGCAUUUCCCCACCGAGGCGCCCUCGGCUCUCCCCGUGGCCAGGAGGAUGUAGUUAAAUGUAAAAUGGAAAGUACAAAUUGUAUACUAAGAGUUGUACAUAGAGGAAACAAACAAAAAAAACCCCGACCUUCCUAAUACUGAGACUUUAUUUCAUAUGUUUAUACAAUUUAAUUUAAGUUCCAUUUUAAUGAAGGCCAAUAAUUAGGAAAGGGGAAGAAGAUUUGAACUUUUCAACCCAUACAAUUCAUAGCAGUAUUUUUUUUCCUUGUAAACAACAAUUCCAUUUGCUGUGUUCAAAAGAGUCAUCAGAGUCUCUUUUAAUCUGUGCCUUUUUCUUGAGCAUUUAAGAGUCCAGUCUGAGUAAACCUGUUGAGCACAA